Messenger RNA from Candidula unifasciata, 932 nucleotides. The record is from the annotation of a GenBank genome assembly. NCBI's taxonomy places the organism in Eukaryota, Metazoa, Mollusca, Gastropoda, Stylommatophora, Geomitridae.
CCCAAAAUGACGACGCGGUGGCAGGCAGAGGUGAGCGGAAGCCAUCUUCUCACGCAACAUCGAGCAUUUGCCGAAUCCCUGUCAAGCUGAGUCCAGACGAAGCAGAUGGCGUGCUCACUGCAGACGACAUUCCAGAUGCUGACCUUCAUGAUGUCAACGUCUCCAAAGGUCAGCCAGUUGACUGUACCUGGGAAAUCCAUACUGAUAAAGGGCAUGGGAUCAACCUCAGAUCUUCCGAAAUGGAUAUGAGGAACCGGAAACGCUGCGACAAUAACAACAUUACAAUCUAUGAAAGGACAACUCUGGACAGCGCAAUCAAGGGCAAAUACUGUCCGGGUAGCGACGAGCGCUUCGAUAUGACGUCAGAUAGCAACCGGGUGUUUGUUCGCUUGUAUGGGAGUUCCAUCACCAAUAAACCCAAUGUCAAGAUGAUUUACUCGCUUGUUCGAAGAGGCGAGUGCAGUGAAACGGAAUUUCCGUGCGGUGACCUUUGCCUGCCACUUAGCCUUAAGUGCAACGGCGUCGACAACUGUAGGGACAGAAGCGACGAACGAGGGUGCUCACGGGGCCGGAAAACUAAAGACAGGACUCCGGUGGACGUGGGCUCUGAAACACAGGGGGUUGUCAAGAAGCCGAUAAAUGUUGAUGGAACUUCACAGGGGGGCAGUACAAGAGAAUCCUCAGAAGACUUCAGUAUUCUGCCCCUGCACAUCAUCAUCCUUGCCUCCGUGGGAGGUGUUAUUAUAACUUGUGUUAGCGUUUCUUUAUGCGUCAUGUGCUUGCUGCGAAAGAAAGACAGAGAAAAGCGCCAAGAGGCGACCCGCCCCAAGACCUCAAACAGAAAAACGCCCUGGAAAUGGCUGUGUGCAACAGCUCAAAUACAACUAUAUCACUCUCCAGACAAAACAAUGAAGGUCAAACUCAGAGACCUG